Messenger RNA from Rhizoctonia solani, 2085 nucleotides. Its product is annotated as AAA family ATPase. Lineage: Eukaryota; Fungi; Basidiomycota; Agaricomycetes; Cantharellales; Ceratobasidiaceae. The transcript has 18 exons. The coding region runs from base 1 to 2085 and encodes 694 amino acids. The record is from RefSeq and is a predicted model, not a curated record. Gene Ontology annotation, molecular function: ATP binding; ATP hydrolysis activity.
AUGCCUAUCAUUAGGAGGGGCCAAGAUAUUACCGCCCGAUCGUACUAUGAAUGUUUUGAUCAGGUUUGGGAUCCGCAAGCUUAUGGUAAUUGGGUAAUUGUCCCGGUCGAUAGCCAAAUUAGAUUCCGUCGCAGGAAUCUAGCAUUCGAAGCUCACAACAGGAUUCAUAGCCCUACAGGCUCCAGUGUUAAUGAUCACACAUGGAUUGAGAUAGAAUCCAAUGAUUUGGUCAAGUACUUUCGAUCUCACGAGGCACUCAAAGGUGUAGAAAGCCUUGAGAAUGUGAAUCCUGGAAUUGAUGCAAGGGACAUUUACCUCAGGCUGGAGGCAUUAAAGGUUUCGGCUGUUGAGCCCAUCUUUGAGCUCGAGGAAGAAGAACCUGCUACCGUAGGAUUAGGAUUAGGAUGGCCUCCUUCGCCAGUCCCAAUGCUGCCAAUUAACUUUGCUACGCACAGCCAAGAUCAGUUCCCGUCUCCUCCAAGGAGUAUUGUCUCUCCACCAGGAAUUACACAUCCUCCCCCAAUGAAUUCAUCUCCUUCCUCAAGGAAUUCAUAUUCUCCAGUUUUCCUUCAUAGCAACCCCCCACUCACAGUUCCGGAGCAACUUUGGGUCCUUCUCGACUUUGUCAAAUCGCACUUUGAGGAAACAGUCGAAGAACUUGAAAGGCUCAGAUUAGACGGGAAUAUUUCAUACGGCCUCUUGUGGAUGCUGUGCGUUCCUGGACAUCUUGUUGAAACCAAGGAUACGGCAACUGGACUUCCAAUCGGGAUGAGGCUCCAAUCAUGGGAUUAUGGACACGACGGAACCAAAUUUACCAUUCGGGGUGAUACGUAUAUGUGGGACGGGAAAUUGUUCAAGCGAGAGAUCACCUCUGUCGAGAUUGAGCAUUUUGAGGGGACAAUGAAACUAGAUCAACUCCCGAUCAAACCUUUGACAGAUCAAUGCAAACAAUCUUUAAUAGAGCGAGGGAGACUCUACCAGAAGUAUGCAGGCAUUCAUCAUCUCAACUACGACGCAACUAUCACUGUGUCCACCGAAUAUAGUACGAUACAGCUCCCAGCCAAGGGUAGAGUCAUGUUAGAUGCUGGUGGCUACUCGCGCUAUAACUCUAAUAAUUCAAGAGAACACCAGGGACCAACAUGGGACCCAUACCCGUUGAGAAGCCCCCUCCCGGGGCCAGUCCGCUCACCUCUGCGGUCGGAUGAUGAAUAUAAGAAUGACAACCCACUUCCAGAUGAGAUCCUAUGUCUAACUCCACCCGCCCAUAAAGCCUGGUCUUUUGCAGCUGAAGCAUGGGGCAACGUUCUUGUCAAUGACUUGUCCGAGAUCACUUUCGACAAGUUGGCACUUGAUCGAUUAGUGCUUAAAACAGAUCAGAAAAAACUACUCAAAGUACUGGUUGAAUCUUAUUCAGGGGGUAACAAGUUGGCUAUGGACCCAAGACCCGGAAAAAAUGGUGGACUAACGAUGGUCCUUCAUGGAAACCCAGGGACCAAGAAGACCCUUACUGCUGAAGCGGUAUCAGAGCACUUAAAGUGCCCUUUAUACGUUGUAUCUUCAGGUGAACUUGGCACAGAGGCUGAUGAAUUGGAGAAAAAGCUACGCAGUAUCUUUGAGAUGAUUGCUGCAUGGGGAGCUGCUCUGUUGAUCAACGAGGCAAAUCUUAUCGCCACUUUAUACGUCCUUAUUUUAUCAACGGACCGAGUUCACACUUUUGACAAAGCAUUUAUUCCGAGAAUCUCAAUCGCAAUCCAUCACCCCGAUCUCGAUCAAGCAUCGAGGUUACUAACUUGGAAGGAGUCACUGGUUUGUGCUGGGGUAACUUUGGUGGACUCGAAUACGUCUCCGCUGGAUAAAGAAAGCUACAUUACGCAUGAAGAACUUGGGUCGCUAGCGAAACGACCUAUUGAUGCUUGCGCCAUUGGGCAAAUAAUUCGGGGAGCACAGGCUCUGUCAAUUUCAGAUAUGGAACCAUUACGCAUGUCACAUCUUUCGACAGUCUUAAAAGUCGCCGAGCAGUUCGAGGCGGACAGUAAGGAGCUUGAACUUACGGAGGACACAACAGCAAGAAAGGAAGGGUGGUAA